GGCGUAGCAGCGGUUGGCGAAUAGCGUAGCGGCGGCAGCGGCAGGAGCUGCAGGAGGAGGAGGAGGCGCCGCGGCGGUUUGGUACCGAGCGGAGAGGGAGAUGCACACGGCACUCGAGUGAGGUAGCUAUAAAACCCCAUUUGUUUACAUUCCCUCCCCCACAAGCGGCCGGCGCGGCGGUGCGGGUGGCGGCCGGCUCGGGCCGUCGGCGGGGGGGACCCGGGGUUGCGGACGAGGAGCAGGAGCCGGCGGGCACUAGCGGACACCUCCUUCCCCGCGAUGCGGAGCGGGGGGCACGGCGGCGCGGCCGCCUCGUGACGUGGCUGUGCCGGACCCGCCGGGUGGGCGAGGGGCCGGGGGCGGCGGGAGCCGCCGUGCUCUGAGGCGGCGGGGCGCGAGCCGGUCCCCCGCCCGCUCUCCCCAUCCUCGCGGGGCGGCCACGCGGCAGGUAAAGCCGUCCGCCCGCAGCGGGGGCGCGGAACGCGGCGGUUCCAGGCCGCUCUGGGGGGCGGGGGGCGCCGUCGGGCCCGCAGCGGCUGGCCGGGCCCGCUGCCCCAGGGAGGCGGUGCGGCUUUCCCCGCUCGGUGUCGCCGCUCGCCGCCGCUUCCCUCGCCCGCUUUCCGGGCGUAAACGCGGGCUGGGAGCGUCUCGUCCUCCGGAGCCGUCCGCCUGCGGCCACGUGGAGGCCCCGCGGCCGGCCGCGAGGUGCUGCUCUCCGCAAGAUAGGAGCGCAUGCAGAAAGGUGUGAGAGCGGGCUGCAGCCCAUGGGGUACGGCAGUGGGCCCUGGUAGGCGGGGGCGGUGAGUGAGGCAGGCGGUUACAUCCUCCUCGGCCUGAACUUCACGUUAGCAUGGGCAGAAACUGCAGCCAGGCUGCGUAACCUGCACGCAACCCCAAACAGUCAAGGUAAGAUGAGGGGAGUCAGGAGGUUCUGUUGUUGGCUGGGGUAUAAGGUGCACGGAAAUGAGGAGUUUACUGCUCUCACCUGGUGCUCAACCUGUACCCUGUCAGUCGGCGCUUAAUGCGGAGCCUUUGGAAUAAAGUUGUUCAAAGAAGUCUUCUGUUAUCUUUUGUCUUUUUUUGCUUUGUGUAACAUCCAUAUCUGCGCGUUCUUAAUCCCAUGUUUCUGAUGUGUAAGCACUUGGAUUUAUGAAUUACAAGCAGUUCUUAAGCUGAAAAUAAUUCUAUUUUCUUGCACUAAAUGUACAUCUGUCUCUAUGUAACGGUCAUUUAUUGUGGAGUUUUUUUUUUUUUGUAGUAUCUCACAUCAUAGUACUGGGAGAGCCUGUGAUAGAUGAAGGCUGGUACAGCACUAAGAGCUGCAUAGAGCAAGGCCUGGCUUUCAGAAAUGUGGAAGUGAUUGUCUCAUUAACAACAGCAGUUCCUGGGGAGUGUUCCAGGGAGUGUGUUCUGGUGUUCCUAUGAGGAGUAGUAAUGGAUACAAUGACGUUAACAUGAAAAACACCAAAAAUGGGUCCUAGGAGAUUCUCCAAAGAAAAAUUUAGAAGAGCACACAGUUGAAUUUUAAUUAAGAAUGAACUUUCUAUUGGAUGUGUGGAGGAAUAGGAAUUCUCUGUGGACUGGUGAGACAUACUCCUCUAAUUCCAAAUCGGAUGUUAGGCUCACUGACAGUUACUUCAUAGGCUGAUACUUUUUUAUGGCUAUAGAAGAAGAGUAUGUGGAAAAGAUCUGUGGUUCCUGGAAACUUAUAAAAAUGUGUGAUGUAAAUUUUCCUAAUUAGGUUUUUGUUCUAAAGUAAAUGUUUAAAUUGUUGUAUUGUCUUGUAGCACUUCUUAAGCUGUGUCCAAUGCAUUCAUACUUGGGAGGAAAAAAGCAUGCAGCCAUGCAGUGUAUUCAGAGAACAAGGCCUGUGUAUGGGCCAUGAAUGAAUUGUGUACGUUCUGUGAAAUUGGUGGUAGUUCCAUAUGAACAUGGCAUUAGUGCCUACGGGAGGUGGAUUUUGAAGGAAUGUACGCUGUUUCCUGUCUGGAAUAGGCAACGUGAAUGGAGAUUCUGCCUGCAUAACCUUCUCCAAAACAGGGAAGUUGUUCUGAUGAAUGUGUCUUGGUUUCAUGUAGGUGUUUGGUGCUUUUCAGGCUGUCUUAAGAAACAGAUGCAUUCCUAGGACAGCAUAUCCACACAUAAACAUACAGUGGACUACAAAAAGUGACGCAAAUAUAUUCACAGGCUGAGCUAUUGCAUGUUUGUUUUUCCCAUUACAAAGAAAAAAAAUUCCAGUGAAUCAUGGUAACUGGAGAGUGUUCUGGAACCUUUGCUUUCCAGGAAAAAAAAAAAACCCAAAAAUCCCUGCAAUAAUCUUUGUCUACUCCAGUGGCUGGUCAUGGUCUGAUCUGAAACUUAAGAGUUAUGUGAUGUCACAAUAUGCAUCUUCUCAAGUGACAUCGAGAAUAGCCAACAGGAUAUUGAUUGCAUGUGGUACUUGGGUUUUGCACAUGAAUAAAUCAUUCCCUUUGAAUAUUCAGUAGGCAACCUUGGUAAGAUGCAAGCUUUGUGUAGUUUGACUUGGGCAAAAUAAAAUUUGUAUUCACACAUGGGAAAGUUAGCACAUUACAACCUGGCAUAGAUUUCUUUUGUAGUCUUCACUAAGUAAAUCAGCUGUUAAGAUACUUACAUUUGUAAGAGAUCGUCUGCAAAACAGUAGCUGGUCCAAGUAGGAAGAAACUUUGAUCUUUUGCACAGAUCACAUGACAUUAAGCUUGGGUGUAUGUACAGACCUAGAGGAAGUAUAUUUGGGCCCGUUUAUUUUUGCUGUCCUGUUUUAAUGACAUUUGAUCAUGAUUUUGUCUUUUGUAGCAAGUUUGGUCUUAUCUUUGCCAUAGUUUUUACAGAAAUAGAAGUUUGAAUAUAUGAUGGGCAUUUGUUAAGGUGGUAUUGCUUUGGAAAUAGUUACCUUUUUUUCAUCAAAUGGAAUUACCAAAUUAGAAUUACACAAGCCAUGUAAAAUCUGAGCUCACUAGAAGUUUUCCCAUAAGCUAAGAUUUGGUCCUUAAAUGUGGUGAAACUUACUGGAAAGGUCAUAGUAACUUAACAGACUGCAGUAUGGAAUCGAGGUAUGAGCAAUAAAAUGAUAUCAGAAAAGAAAUCUUACUGCCGUUUUCUUCACAGUUUGUCAAUCAACUGUCAGAACACUUGCUGUUAUGUUUCAGCAUGUUUCAGGAUUGUCAAAUGAAUGUCAAAUUCUGACUUUCUUCUUAGCACACCUAAAAAUGUCAUCAGAAGUUUCAAAGAAGGAAAGCUGAAUUACGGUUCUAUUGUCCUCAUGGAAGCAUGCUUUUCAUAGAAUUGAGCUUCAGGUGCAGAGCGUGUUCUGACAAUACUAAGAACUGGAGAAUUCAUGCCUUUGGGGAAGUAAUUUCUGUUCUAACUUAAAGAAAAACGGUAUAAUUUCCUCUUGUUCUGUGAGAGUCCAACUUAAAGAAAAAGUCCUUGAAAUAUACUUUGAUUAUUUGUAAAGUAUUUCUCUUUGGACUGCUGAAGUUGUCUUAAAUAAGGACUAGUGAUUUUAUCUUGCUGAUAAAGGCUUGGUGAUGUGGAGAGAAUUUAGAUUGUUGUUAGUUCAUUCUUAAAUUGUGACUGAGGUAUUAAAGCGUGUCUAAUAAUGAAUGAUAAAGUAAUGUGUACCAAUUAGGUGAAGCUAAUAAAAAAGAACAAAUUUUAAGUUCCCAAAACUGAUGAAAAUAUUGAUAAUGAUGUUCUGCCAGCAUUGCAAUCUCGUAGGUGAGAGAAGGGCAUGCUCUUCUUUCAUCCAGCUGUUAAAAUGUUGUAUGCGAUACUGCAUCAGUACCAUUUCUCCAGGGUUUUUUUUUUUAAUGUUACAUAGAUCUGAGGAGUAAAGAAGAAAGGAAAAAAAUAUGUAUUUUAAGUCUCUUAGAUUUUUUGUUAUCUCUUAUGCUGGUCCAGUCCCUGUACAGAUGUUCAUAUCCACAAGCAGGAAGCCAGCGUGAAAGAUUGCAGAGAUCAUGAUUUCCUGAUGCUUGUCUGAAGAGCAUAAGAAGAAGAGGUGUUGAAAUUAUAUGUGGGAUGUUGUACCUAUGCUGGGGAAUGUGCUUUAUUACAUUAGAAAUGUUUUCAUCUUCUGGGUGUUGCAUUGUGGUUCCUCUUCUUUGACUUUCCAUUUUUUACUUGCCUCUUGCUGCUGAGAAGGAAUGACUCAGCUGCCUUUUCUAUCUCAGCUGCUGCUGACCUAUGAGCUUCAUUCUUAUUUUACUACCACAUUUUCUAUAGCUUGCUGAUUCCAAAAACAGUAUGAUGAGAGCGAAGAGAGUCUGCUCAUUUUACUAAUGCAAAAUUAGACUGCUGUGGAAAUUGAUUAACCUGCUAUGACAUUUGUACCGGGUAGUCUGUUGGAGAGCCUGCGUGUAAGAAACAGAAUCGUAUCAUCACCGAGGUUGAAAGAAAUCUCUGAGAUCAUCCAGUUCAACUGUCCACCUACCGCCAGUAUUUCCCACUAAACCAUGUCCCUUAGUCCACCCGUUUCUUGAACACCUCCAGGGAUGGUGACUUCAGCGCCUGACCAUUAAUUUGGAGAAAUUUUUCCUAAAGUCCAUCCUGAAUCUCCCCUGGCACAACUUGAGGCCAUUCGUUAUAGUCCUAUCACUAAUCAUGCUGGAGAAGAGGCUAACCCCCUUCCUCAGCACAACCUCCCUUCAGGGAGUUGUAGAGAGCGAUAAGGUCACCUCAGAGCUUCCUCUUCUCCAGACUGAACAGUCCCAGUUCUCAAUAGCAAGUGUCAAGUGUGUACAGUUUGGGGACGUAACUAGAGAUAAGUGAGAAGAGCACUAAAUUCUCAAGAGGUAAGAGGUAUGGAGAGUUGUCGUGCUCAUGCAUUUGGUCCAGUGCUUGAGUGACAAGAUGUAAUUUAGUAGUCAUUGGUAUUAGGUAGCUAAAUCAAUGUUGAAUUAAGAUAAUAAUGGAAGUAAUUGAAUAACUGUUCAUGUUUGAAAGUUAUACAUCAAAUGAAGUUCUGUAAAAGUAUUCAUGUGGUUAGACUUUUUCUAAGAUAAAAAGCCAAUGUAAGAUACAAACUCUUCAGAGUAAAUGUGUGCAGAGGAAAUUGUAUGAAAAAGUGCAGGAUUUGCAUAAAAUUACAAAUUAUUCCAGCAGAGGUCUCAUUCACCAAAUUCUGGCUCAGUGUUUCUGCAGAUGGUUUACUUUAUGAAGUUCACAAUCGCAGCUCUUAGUAAAUAGUACAAUAAUAAAACUUCUGUUCCUGACAGGUUCCCCUACAAUAUUACUUGUAGUGAUCCAUGUCUCAAGAUUACUUAAUCUUUACCACACUCAUGAAAUGAUCUUUGUAUAUUUUUAUUGCAGCUGCAUUUAUUACUGUAGUGCAGUGAUUAUUAAUGGAUGGAAAAAAAUGCUUUCAAUACUGGGGAUAACUGGAAAUGAUAAUUGAUUUACAGCUGAUGAUAGGAUAUCUAUAAUUAGUUCCCCUCCUAACCGAGCUGGUUGCUCAUAGAAUACAGCCAUAUGUAGUUGGGAGCAUCAAAGCAAAGCAAAAAUAUGCAUAAUCUUCUUUAAAGUAGUCUGUCAUAGAUGUUACCCAGUGUGAUUCUGAAUGCUGGAUUUAACUUGUGCAGCAAAAUAACAGUAGUAAUACUACAGCCAAGGGGAACAGCAGGCGGGUGUGCAUCUUAUGGCUAACCAAGUCUUACUGUGCCGCCACCCACACUCCUUCAUUCGUACCAGGUACAGCACAGUGCAGGAGAGCUUCCUUACUGACAAGUGGAAUAUUGUACUCUGUUUUAAUGGGUGGCUGUGCUACUUCUCAGGGCUCUAUGUUAUUUAUCUAAUGUGUUAUUGUCAAGGGAGGCCUCUUUUCAUCAGUCUUCACUGCCUUGAUAAUUGCUCUCAGUCUAUGGAAUGUCAGCCAUAUCAUUUUGGUCGUAUUAUUGGCUAGAUUUGCUUGCAAAGAAUUCACAGGUUCAUUUAUUUGUGACCUGAGUGUCUGUCCAUAGAAGACUGUAUGUCAGCCUAGAAGUACAUUUCCAAGUCGUACUAGCUUGCAUUAAAACAUAACGAAUGUGUUACUUGACUGCAGUCCCAAUAAUAUUGUAUCUUUGCAUCACUACACUUCAGUGCUAAAAAUACACGUGUUCCCAUUUAUGUAAUACUUGAUGUUAUGCAUAAACAGGCUAGAGUUCCAGUUAUUCCUGUUUUGAACUGUGCAUGAGGCAAUUGUCUGGCAGAGGUGUAUUUCUAGUGCUUGAAUUGUUCAAAUCUUAACGCUGUUUGUCGGUGUUGUGCUCAUGUGGCCAAGAAGGCCAGUGGCAUCCUGGCUUGUAUCGGGAAUGGUGUGGUGAGAAGGACUAGGGAAGUAAUCCUACUGCUGUACUCAGUGCUGGUGAGGCCUCACCUCGAGUACUGUGUUCAGUUUUGGGUACAUCAGUACAGAAAGGACAUGGAGGUACUGGAGCAGGUCCAAACAAGGGCAACAAGGCUUGUGAGGGGCUUGGAGAAUAUGCCCUAUGAGGAGCAGCUGAAGGAACUGGGACUGUUUAGUCUGGGAGAAAAAGAGGCUGUGGUGGAGACCUUAUUGCUCUGUUCAAAUACAUGAAAGGUGCUUACAGGGAGAGUGGGACCGGUCUCUUCUCACGGGUGACAGGAUGAGGGGAAAUGGCCUCAAGUUGCACCAGGAGAGGUUUAGUUUGGGUGUCAGGAAACACUUCUUUACAGAAAGGGUUGUUAAGCACUGGAAUAGACUGCCCAGGGAGAAGGUUGAGUUACCAUCCCUGGAUGUGUUUAAAAACCAUUUGAGUGUGGUGCUCAGGGACAUGAUUUAGCGGAGGGUUGUUAGAGUUAGGGUAGUAUAGUUAGGUCAUGGUUGGACUUGAUGAUCUUUAAGGUCUUUUCCAACCUGUGCGAUUCUAUGAUACCAUAUAUUUCCAUUAAUUUCAGUAAAUACACGGUAGUUAUAGUAGGUAGCAUGUACAACAUGUAGGGGUUUUUUUAGCCUAAUAUGCCCGUACCUGAUUUCGUAAUACUUGAUAACAUAUUCUGGACUAUUCUAUUUGCAUGUUAUCAACAAAAAACUGCUUUCAUUUGUUCCUUUCCUAAAAUUUCCUUUUUUUUUUUUUUUGCCCAAAGUUGUCUCUGAACUACAAAUAGGAAAUUGAGUUACAUUAAUGUGCAGUGUAUGCUUACGCACCUUACCCUGCAAGAUGCAGAGUCCCAACAGAAGUUCAUUCUUAAUGUCUUAGGGCAAAAAUCCUCAUGCUGACUCUUGGUAGAAUGGAUCAGGAUGAGAUGCUUUACUGAGAGUGCAACAAUUGUACCAAAUUAUUAUUACUUCUGUUUUGUUUGUAUCAGACUGUGUGGAUUGAAUUAGCUGCAGUAAAUCACUGUCAUUGUAGAACACACUUGUGCUUCUCGUAUUCCCCACAGAAACUGCUCGGUUGCCAGCAAUGAACAGCUACGUUAGUCUGAUGAAGGAGUAUAUCGUGGUACUUUUUAGCCUUUAAUGCAUGAGAAUACAUGUCAUAGCCUAAAAGUUCUAUGAGCCCAAACACCUUUAAAAAUGUAUGGAUUUAAUAUUUGAAUUUCUUGUUGUUGUUGUUAAUUGGGCAGUUGACAAAUCAGAAUGAUGUUUUGGAAGAAGACAACGUACUGCUUCUUAAAAUGAAUAAAACUGAAAAAUAUGAAUAGUCUCUUUGGGAAAAAAUUAGCUUAUACAAAUUUAUUUUCUGGAAUUUACUCUCUUACUGCUUCUUGAUUGCUAACUAUGGAUUUGGAGCAUGAAUGUGAAAGGCAAAGGGUGAAUCACAUUUUAGAAACAGGGUAUUCUCAGUGGGAAACAGAGCAGUGCAUCGUUCUUCAAAUAGAAGCAACGUAUCUCAACUAUGAAGAAAACAUGAACUUUUCAGACAAAUGCUUGCCUGUAUCUUAACAAAUAUUAUACAGUAGUUCUGAGCAGUGACUGACUAACAGUGGAAUGCUGUACCUCAAGUGCUCUGUUGCUAUGUAGCCUGUAUGUGCAGUUGUGCAUUUGUGUUUUGUUUUCACUUUUCUUGAUCAUAAACAAAGCUUGAUCCUUAAUAUUUCUACCUCACAGUCCUAUUACUGGUAACACACAUGUCAAGUGUCACAUAUAUAUAUUUUAAAAGUUAAAAGCUGGAUAUGAACUAAUAUGUGUAGUUUAAUCAGAAACUAAUAAAUAGUGAUUUUAGCAAAUCAGAUAUGGAAGGGGGGAGCGGGAACUAUUUCAAUCGUUAGUGUUCAGGUCAUCGGGUUAUGAGAUCUCCCUGUUUACUGGAGAUUUUUCAGAUCAGAAGCCGUCCUAUAGCUGCAGCUGGUUUUGGAUGCCAGACACUGGUUUCAGUGCCAAAUAGACAACCUACCUACUGAAGUAUUUCAGUUUCGUAACCUGGCAGCUUGAUAGGAGAUGGCAUAUUAUUCCCAUGACUAAAUUCUGUAACAACUUCAAUGACUAAACUGUUGUGCCUCUGGAAAUAUGAAAAGCAAAGCCUCAGACUCCUUAACGGGUCACAUAAAUGUUUGGUACCUUCAGCUGUGGUUAACCAUGGAAUCAAACAUUUGACUCUUUCUGGGAUUAAGCGGUCAAAUUGGUUAUGUUUAAUAAUAAUUUGAACUGAGCUACUUCAAAUGUUAGAAGUAGAAUACAAUUGGAGGUGUGGAUGGACUUAAUUUCAUAGAAAAGAUGUUCAACCCUGAUCUUAUAUGGUGUGUUACGUUGGAUAGCUUUAACAUGAUCAAAGUGAGGUAUUUUGUGACAUGCCUAUGACUUGCUCAGCAGUCUGUGGAAGAGGGUGGUGUACUGUCAGUUUCAGUAACUAAAGGAGAGGAAAGGAGAGAGGGUUUUUUUAACAGAAAAUGAUGACUCCACUAUCCAUGGAAUAAAACCUGUUACAGAAACUCAUCUUUACAUUCUGUGAAUGUUAAGUAUUUCUGAAGUGGAACUUGUGGAAUAAUGGUCAACUACCCACUAAUGACCCCUGGAAUUUGGGGGCAGAGCCAUACUGCUUUUCAGUUGGUUUCAGCUAAUCAGUGAAAAGAGCAUAAAACAUCUUUCUCAGAGAAAUCAGGUAAUGUGCAUUUCCAGUGGUAGGCUGCCGAACCGUUCCUUUUCUUCAAAGAAAGAGUGGAAAAACAAGGAAACUUUUUUGUACUACUCUGUGUGGAACAUGUCUUUUUAUAGUUAGGGUGGUCUUUUCUUCCAGAAUCCUGCAUUUGUUUCAAUUUGUUACAAUCGCUUGUAUUAAAUGUUAGAGACAGCAAAUAGCCCUCUUCUGUUUUUCUUGUUCCCUUGCUUUUUAUGCAUUCAAAAAAAAAUAAAAAAUAAAUAACAUCUGGUUUCAGCUUACGGAGAAGUAACAGAAUCAUGUAAACUGAAGAAAGCUGCCAGUAGUGGUGGAAAAAUAACAUGAAGAUGGAAGAUCUAAGUGAAGUAGAAAACAGUAACGUCCUAAUGAUCCCAUUGAGAAGGAUGGUGACUGCACUAGUGUGGAAUCAAAUCAGCAGUUAGUCUAGAAAAAUUAGUACAAGUUAAAAUAGAGAAGGCACAGUGAUGCUUAAGGACGUGAAUAGAGCGUCCAUUUUUCAGGUACUGGAAGGACAGAGUGAAAACAAAAGCAAGCAACUGUUAUUUGAUGAAGUUAGAAUGCUACACAGCAUAUUGUAGGCUAGGUGCAUCUGACUGUAGUGCAGUUUUUCUGAAGCUAAUUGUGCAGCCUUACUCUUCAGUGUCUUUUUUUUGCUCAAUGGUGUUGCUGUUAGAUUGUACGUGCACUUAUGAGAUGAUAGACACAGGGAAGUACAUACAGACAGCAGCAUUUCCAAGACAAGUUUUGUACUUUGCUUUAUUUAAAAUUGUUUAACUGAGAAGGCAGCUCUACUUGCACUUUAGGUUAAGUCCAUAAGGAUUCUGCUUCCUUUCUCCUUUUCUGUCUCUAAUGUUGCAGUAUGAAUAAUUAUAGCAUUAAGUAGAAUGCUUUUGUUCAGUCACCUGGAAGCUGUGCACCUGCAAAGCUGUUUUAAUAACUUGAUGAACAAAGAUCAUAGUUCGUUGUGAGUGAUUUUUUUUUAGUUUUUAAGCUAAUGAUUGUUUCUAUCGGUUUGACUGUUAAAUCAUCUCACAGUCCUGUAAUAGGUAACCCUGCAGAGUUUUAACAAUAGUCUUUGCUCAAAUAAAUGAACGCUAGGCAUCAUGACUUCUGUUGAAGUCUACUUGGGACAGGAUGGAAAUGGCACAUUGUGAUUUAGCUGGCUAAUCAUUGAGCUGAACUUCCUAUUGAAAUAUGUAUAGCUAUUUUUUGUCACAGGUCAGGCAAGUUAAAUGUUAUUUUCCAAUCUGCUGAGAUGUCUUUAUGAAGACUUGUUUCCUUCUAAAUUUUAAGAAUGGUCGUUAAGCAUCUCAAACUGGCAGAGCACAUAUGAGGGACGCAUGCUUUGGUCCUAUUUUUCAAUGGCUUUUGUACUUGGUGGCUGUUGUGAAUGACUAUUUUUAGGAAAAGUGAGAGAAGCUAUGAGCUUAAUAGUAGACGUGGAAUUCUUUCUUGGAUUGCAGAUGCAAUAGAUUGUUUUAAUUGUGAUUGUUUUAAUUGUGAUCAUUUAGCAAUUAAAAGCUUUUCAAAGGCAUGCCUUUGUUCCUUUUGAUGUUGUGCAAGUGUUCUAAGGUACUGUAAGGAUGUACUGUAAGAUACAGUGGUUUAAGUUACAGCAAGAAUAAACAUACUGCCGCUGGCCUUAAUGCUUAACAUAUAAACAUUGUUAUAAAUGUUUAUAAUAUAAAUAAUAUAUAAUAUAAUAUAUAUAAUAUAUAAUAUAUAUAAUAGAUAAUAUAUAAUAUAAUAUAAAUAUAAACAUUGUUAUAUUUUGUGUUGUGGAGAGAGAGAAGUUUUUCUCAAAUGGCUUUCAGUACAAAAGUUGUUGAUUUUUUUUUGAUGUUAUUUGAGUACAUUUUGAGGUGCCUAGUUGUAUUUGUGCUGUAGCUGAAAUAGGCUGUUGGGUUGCAAAUCAGCCAGCUCUGGUGCUGCCAGCAAAGGCACGGUUGCUUUUUCUUUUUUUUUUGUGGGGACUACAGUGUUUGUGCAGCUGCACAGUGAAGCAGAUAGGAGAAGUAAUCUGUCUUGAAAAUAAUCUUUUUUCUUUUUUGAGCUGUUUUUCAGCAGAAUGUAAUUGUACAGCUGCACAACGAACAGAUCAGCAAACAAAUCUACUGGUAUACAAAAAUGGUUUUAUGGGAAUGAAUGAAUGAAGCAGUAGGGCAGGGCAGGACUGCCUUAGGUGCAGCAGCAUCUUAAAAUAUUUGUUGAACUUCAGCGUUAGUUCUCACAAAAACAUUUGCUUAUUCUCAGAGGAAAAAUAAAGUACUAAAAUGCAAAUGUACCUGGUUAUUGUUUUCAGAUAUUGCAUUCCUACAAGUGCAGGCAUUACAGAACCCAACUAAACAACAGAAUGUUGACACAAGAUCAUGCCAGCUCCACUGCAAAUGUUGUGCAUUAAUAAUGCAUUAUAAACCAUAUAAAGGUUAUAUACAAAAUACAGAAAAGUAACUUGCGGGUAAGCAGAUCUGAUGCUUAAAGAACUUGAGUUGUUUUGAUGGUUCUUGUAUUAUUUCGAGCUAUGAGAAGGAUCCCGUGUUCAGCAAUUCAUUACAAGUAAUUGUACUUCUGAAGAAGGAGGCCCAGUUAUUUUCUCUUCAAAAUAAAACAAACGCCCCUUUCUGUACAACUGAGCUACUAGAUUAUGGCUCCGUUAGUUUGGGAUCAUUUUCUAGAGUGCUUGGGCUUUGGUAUUUCAAAUACUUCAAAUUUCCAGUUUUGAGAGUGUGUUCACAAUGUGUUCAGUUAUGCAUAAAUGCUUUCCAUGCUAUAUGUCUUAUCUGGUAUUAACUUAGCAAAUAUGGCUUGGAUCAAUUAGUUGAUGGUCUGUUCCUGCAGAGUGCCCCUCCUACUGGGCUGUAGGUUCUCAACUGAAUGAGUUUCGCUUAUAUCCACAAACCUGUUUCACUGAAUUUGGAGAGGGAAGAAAAUACAGGAGAUGGGAAACAGAGAUGAAGGUACACAUGCACACAAAAUUUUGCAUCGUUUGUUUGCUGACAUUUAUCUUUCAUCAGUGCAAUCAUUGCCAUAAAGAUGGACGUGACCAUGGUCCCGAAGAGGGACAUGAAGACCACCAUAACUGCUAUCAGAUCUCAGAGACACCCUACCACCAGACCGCAGGAUCAGAAUCUAUGCCGAGUAAACUUUCAACGUCGGAAGCUGAAAAUGAACAGAAAUACUACAUAGAAAAGAUUUUUGAUCGUUAUGGUGAAAAUGGAAGAUUAUCUUUUUUUGGCCUGGAAAAACUGUUAAUGAGCCUUGGUUUAGGAGAAGUAAAAGUAGUAGUGAUAAAUCAUGAUGAUAUUGGCCAUGAUCAUGUUUCUCACCUAUAUGCUUUAGAAGUACAGGAAGGAAGGCAUUUUCACUCUCAUAGCCAUCCUCAUAGCCACUCAGAUUCAGAAAACCAAACCAUGGUUGGUAUGGCUGAAAAGAAAAAUCAUAAAUAUAACUCUGAGAGAGAUGCAGUAGUGUCGUCUAUAAAAGGUGAUGGUAAACGUAUUCAUGACCAGAGUCACCAUCACCAUCAUCACCACCCUCAUCCGCAUCAUCAUCUCGACCAUAACAGUACACAUCAUUCUCGCAAUGAUUCAGUUAUUCAUAAUGAACAUGGAGAGCAGAAUCACGGGCCUUCCACAGAAACAAACACAACACAGGAUCAGCGUGAAAGAAAACAGCGGAAACAGAAGAAGAAACGAAAGAAAAUCAGUGAGACUUCAGGAGAUACUACACAAGACUGUCCUCCAAACCAUCACCUAGGUGAUCAGUGCGAGCACAAUCGUGUUCAUAAACAUGAUCAUGUACACGAUGCAUCUCACUUUCAUGUGCACCAUCGUGAGCACAGUGGCGAUCGUUCUGCUAAUCAUGGACAUCAGGAUUCCAGCCUAGGUAGUGAGGAUGGGCAUCACCAUACCAGCAAGCGAGAGGCACCUUGUAAGCACACAGGUGUCAGAAAACACACUAUUUCAGCUCAUAGUCGUAAGGAUCGUAAUGAAGAUGAACGUGAUUGUGAAGAGUGCUUAAAUGUUACUCAGCUGCUACGACGCUACGGUCUGGAAAACAGCUCUCCAAUAUCUCCUGAAUUUUUUAUAUAUAUGUGUCCUGCACUACUAUACCAGAUUGACAGAAGGCUUUGUAUUGUACAUUACGAUGAGCUUGAAGAUUUUAUGAAAAGUAAAACUGCAUCAAUUGAGAAUGAAGAUAAAACAGGUGCUUCAGCCUGGGUUUGUGGUAUCAUCUCUAUCACCGUCAUUAGCCUGCUUUCCUUGCUAGGUGUGAUCUUGAUUCCCAUCAUUAACCAAUGGUGCUUCAAAUUUCUUCUAACUUUCUUGGUAGCUCUGGCUGUAGGAACAAUGAGUGGAGAUGCUCUACUCCAUCUGUUGCCACAUUCACAUGGAGGCCACAACCACAGUCACCACCAUGGCCAAGGUCACAUUCAUGAACACAAGCAUUCUCAUCGACAUGCCCAUGGACAUGGAAUAGAGAACGAAGGCUUUCUAGAAGAAAAUGAUCCAGUAUUGAAAGGUCUUGUAGCACUCGGAGGCAUUUAUGUUUUGUUCAUCAUUGAACACUGUAUAAGAAUGUACAAGCAUUACAAUAAACAAAAGAGUAAGCAGAAAUGGUGCAAGAAUAAACAGAGUGAAGAAUCACCAAUUGGAAGGAAACUUUCAGAUCAGAAAUUAAAUAAUAGACCAGAUGCUGACUGGCUUCAGCUCAAACCCCUUGCAGUAGGAGCAGAUGACUCAGUUCUAUCUGAAGAUCGACUUAAUGAAACUGAACUGACCGACUUAGAUGGCCAGCUGGAAUCCCCUCCCAAAAACUUCUUGUCUGUAGAAGAAGAGGGCAACAUGCACCAUUCUCACAAUGAUGUCUUACAUGCUGCUCAAGAACACGAUCUUCAUGAUUUAGAGUAUGACAGCCAUGGUGAAGAUAAGAUGAUAGCUAGAAAACACAGUCACCUCUGGCAUCACAAACACUCCCAUCAUUCCCAUGGCCACUGUCAUUCUGGAAAAGACCUGAAAGAUACAGGGAUAGCUAAUAUUGCUUGGAUGGUAAUUAUGGGAGAUGGCAUUCACAACUUCAGUGACGGCUUAGCGAUAGGAGCAGCUUUUAGUGCUGGACUGACAGGAGGGAUUAGUACAUCUAUAGCAGUAUUUUGUCACGAGCUGCCCCAUGAAUUAGGUGAUUUUGCUGUGCUUCUUAAAGCUGGUAUGACAGUAAAGCAAGCUAUUGUGUACAACCUCCUGUCUGCCAUGAUGGCUUACAUAGGCAUGCUGAUUGGCACAGCGGUGGGACAGUAUGCGAAUAACAUCACCUUGUGGAUCUUUGCAGUCACUGCAGGCAUGUUCCUCUAUGUGGCAUUGGUUGACAUGCUACCAGAAAUGCUUCAUGGAGACGGAGAUAAUGAAGAGCACGGUUAUUGUCCCGUGGGGCAGUUCAUUCUGCAGAAUCUAGGCCUGCUUCUUGGAUUUGCCAUCAUGCUGGUGAUCGCCCUCUAUGAAGAUAAAAUUGUGCUUAACAUCCAAUUUUGACCUUAUUCUGGUAGUCACUGUGGAUAUAAUAUUAUUACUGUAUGGCUUUGAGUCUGAACUGUUUCACUGUACGCACAUUGCUUAGAGGAAAAGCAGUGGCUUGCACUACUUACACAAGUACAGCAUAUUCAUUUCUGUGUAUAUUAUCUGCUGCUUUUUUCUGAUUCAAAUCAGAUGAGAUUGCCCAAAUGCAUCUUCUAAACUUCAGUAACUGGCAAUUUGGAAACAGUAAAUACCAGAAAUAAAUGCCAAGUUCAGUGUGCUGCUUGCUUAUAUAAAAAAUGACAGUGAAGGAUGUACAUGCUUGGGAAAAUGCCAUUUCAUACUACAUUUGACAGAACCCAGAAAAUUCUACAGCUGAAAUUGAUACCUAUGCAAGGAACCUCAGUACGCUUUCAGUACCGCGCAAGUCCAUACAUAUGUGUAUGUAUGCCUAGUGCUGGUUCCUCUGCAAAGUGGUGAGUUUAAAUGUUGAAUCUUAACAACAGUAGAUGACUGGAAACCACUGUGCUGUCUUAAAUUUUAAGAAAAAAAGAAGCCCAAAACCUUAAGGCAGUUCAAAUUCUUUGAAUACACACUAAGCUGCACUUCCUCAUUUUAACUUCGUGUGUAAGAAGGCAGGCUGUUGCAAUAUACGCUGCAAAGUGCUAUGAUGUCCUGUUGAGGAUCACUUUGACAAUGUUUUCCUGACUAAAAUUUAUUUGAUGUUUGUUCUUUGAUAUUAGUAGGAAAAUGCAAAUUGCAGUAGAAUUAGUGCUAGCUUGGGGAAAUCCCCGAUGUUGGAGUUAUUGAGCUAUUCCUGGUUCUUUUCUACAGAUGCUAAACAUGUAUCGUGUGCCACUUGCAGCAUAAACUACUGAAGAAUUGUGGCUGUGAAUGUGUGCAAACUCUUAAUUUAAUAGAGAAUCAGUAUGGGAUUUUUUUUUUCUUUUUUUUAACAGUUAUUUUGGGAUGUUUUCUCCUAUGUUAAAACAUCAAAAGUACAACAAACAUGCUAGUUACUGAACAUGGGCACAAAGGUUAAAUUAUGCUAUGUGCAUGUAGGGUUAUUUACUGUACUCUGUUUCUAUAGUGCCUCAGUAUCAGACGUUGUGGCACCAGCCAUUUCUGCGGUUGAGAGUAAGAAGAUUUCUACUUCCAGCAUAAAUUAGUUCCUUUCUGCGAUUUUUUUUUAACAAUUUUGUUAUUUGAUUAUUAAAAAGCGAAUGUGAUAGACCUGUUGUAUGCAUAAUUUGGAAGGAUAGACUGAAAAUUUUUGGCCUUAAUAUGCUGGGAGCAUGUCCCGGAUCAGAUUUUGCUGAGAUGAUUAUGCUGCCUGACAUGAGUUAGUUUUUCUUGUACCCAUCAUCUCCUUAAGAAAAAAUAUGGUGAGUUCUUGAGAAGUGCGAGUUGAUUCUGUAGUUCCACUCAUAAGCACGAAAGUAGCCUUUUCCAAAACAUCCAGUUUGCCGUCUCCUUUGUAUGCCAGGUAAGCCGUUUCUUGAUUACGUGCCGUAAGUUUUGUUUCAGUCCGCUUGCUGCCACUGUAGCUGCUGAAACCGUACUGAUCCUAACAGCUAAAAAGAGCACCAGCUGGUAUCUUCAUUCCAUUUCAAGUUUGUGUUUUUCCUGCGGCCUGUUACUUUCUGAAGCUUCGUUGGUCAGUUUAGUUUUUAACAAGAGCAGGUUGUGUAUUUUAAAGGUAUUGGUUGGUUCUUGCCAGUAUUUCUUCCUAAUGCAGUAUCGAGGAACAGUAUUAAGGGUCCAUUUCAAAGAAGAGUUUCUUCAGUGAAGAAGCCAAAGCCCAGAGUUCUGACAUGCAGCCAUUUGAUGCUGAGAACUCAGAAGGCUUGGUUGGUUGUCUUUGGACCCUAAUUAGCAAACGUACUGUUGUUAGCUUCAGUUUGCUGAAUUUGUGCAGUGCAAAGGUCCUAGGUGAUGCUUGUUUUCCCCGGCACUCACCAUACAUCCCUGAGUACCAUUUUCAAAGAGGCUUAACUCACAGGAUGAUUUCUGAGUAUCUUAGCUUCAGCAACUUGUGUUGCCUACGUAUUGAACUGACCCUUAAUUUUAAUUUUCUGUUAACUCUGACAAGUAUAAAGGGGCCAUGUGGUCUAACUGAUGUUUUUGUCAAAAAAGAAGUUUUUUUUAAGUUUUUUCUUUUAAUAUUUUUCAAAUGAAAAUUUCUUUAUUUCAGGUAGUAUAUUUACUUUUGUAUUAGUUGGAGUAUGGUUUUAGCUUAAUACACUGCCUGUAUAGGAAAAUAGUUAUCUUCCUUUCAAGACCAUCUUCAGACAAGGGAAAAUACGCUCUUUCGAGGCAGGUACUGCAUUUUUUUCAUUAAAUAUAUAUGUUGUUUUUCUGUCAUUUUGUAAUAUUUAUUACAACUUACGAAGGGCAGUGUAAUAGCUGCAACUUCUUCUAUAGGUUUUCCACCAGUACUGAAAUCCAAGGUGUUAUAAUGUACACUUUGAAGUCAUGUCGCAGACAAUCUGAAUUCCACUACAUUUCUACUUGGUUUGUACAUUCCAUUCUGCCGAAUCCAGAGUCUCAUCUAACUUGUAUUUGUUGGAGGGCACGUUAUUUGUAUAUUACAAUGCUGUCACUGUGUGACAUCCCAUAUGAAUUUUGAUGUAGAUCACAUUGCACUCAAUCUGCUGUGAUUACGCUUACAAAUACUGCUGUUGCUAGAUGCAGUGUGAUUUUUUUAAUAAAAAAAAAAUCCCCUCCUGUUAACAAUUGAGUCUAUGGUUUCAAAUGUGAUUAUGGUCCUAUAAGAUACAGCUGAGCUAUCGGUCUUUUUGUUAUACCUGAAUCUUUUUUUUUUUUUUUUAAUUUUAUAAAGCUGGAAAAGAUCAAAUGCUGUUCUGUUCAUUGUCAACAGUGUUGUGUUCAUUUUUAUGUAUGUUCCUUAUAAAUAAGGAGCCUUCAAAAAAAUAAAAUGAUUAAAGGAGCAGA
This is a messenger RNA of Gallus gallus (chicken), 17545 nucleotides long. RefSeq names its product solute carrier family 39 member 10 (gene SLC39A10). NCBI's taxonomy places the organism in Eukaryota, Metazoa, Chordata, Aves, Galliformes, Phasianidae. Gene Ontology annotation, cellular component: membrane. The transcript has 10 exons. The coding region runs from base 12032 to 14608 and encodes 858 amino acids. Gene Ontology annotation, biological process: zinc ion import across plasma membrane; intracellular zinc ion homeostasis; positive regulation of B cell receptor signaling pathway. Gene Ontology annotation, molecular function: zinc ion transmembrane transporter activity. The record is from RefSeq and is a predicted model, not a curated record.